Rhodofomes roseus is the source of this 1710-nucleotide messenger RNA. RefSeq names its product WD40 repeat-like protein. The coding region runs from base 124 to 1482 and encodes 452 amino acids. The transcript has 4 exons. Gene Ontology annotation, molecular function: protein binding. Lineage: Eukaryota; Fungi; Basidiomycota; Agaricomycetes; Polyporales; Fomitopsidaceae. The record is from RefSeq and is a predicted model, not a curated record.
CCUUGGACCACUUACAUAACUGUGUACAUACAUACCGUCGACCCCUCUCACUCCCGGCCAAACGUCGAGUUUCUCUCAAACACGUUAGCUUGUAGUUGACAAGGGGCCUGGUGCUUGCUCGAGAUGGAUUCUGAUCCCCUCGUCUUGCCUAUGUGCACAAUUCAGCCUGACUUCUUGUCCGUAAUAUCCGACGUUCACCAAGGUCUUACACCGGAGGACACAUUUUGGCUCUCGUGCUACAAAUCUGGAGAGCCGUCUGUCCACGGGAAAGUGUACGCUACUCUCGACGACCUCAAUCGGGACUUGGUACGCUUCGAGGGAAGAGAUGGUGUGGAACUCCUCCGCAGUGGAGAGGCACUGUACUCAGCGUCUUGUUCUCCGUUGCACAUACCACCUACAAGACUCGCUGUGCCCACGAAGACGUAUUCAGAGCAUGAGGGGCGUAAAGCCUUGAAGAUCACAGCCUUUGACGUCUCCCCAGAUGGAUCUCAGUUCGCGACGGGACAUAUGGAUGGUUCGAUUCACAUUUCCCAAACAUCGCAGUCUCGACCUACCAAUUCAUGCAGACCACAUGUCAGCACGGUCACCUCUCUCCGCUUCUUCCCGUCUUCCCGCGUGCUCCUGACCUCCUCCGUCGACUUCUCCCUCGCCAUCUUACCUGCAGCGCCACCAGAGGAGCCCUCCGCUACACAAGGGCCUAUCAUGCCGGUACGGCGUUUCCGUGGACACACGCGCGGCAUCACUUCGACGGCGAUCGUAUCAAAAGGACGCAACCUGCUCUCCGCCGCGAGGGAUGGCACGGUUCGCCUCUGGGACGUCCCCUCGGAGUCGCAGAUACGGAUGAUGGGCUCAGCCAACGGCAACAAUGUGCCCGUCCUCGCGAUCAGUGUUGGCGAGGGGUCGCUUCAGGCUGACGGUACCGCCGCUGAUGAGGCAGGCACCGACCCGCGUGAGGUCGACACGGAAGACAAGCUCGUCUUUGCUGCGCUGCAGGAUGGCACGUUCGAGGCGUUUGACUUGCGGACGAAGCUCAGUGUAUUCCGCUCGCAGGCUCAACCAGCGCGGGGGAAGAGCGUACUGCAGGCGAUCGCGUAUGCGCCUACGGAGGACCUUGUCGCCACGGGCUCGACGAACGGGAUCGUCGCGGUGUACGAUACGCGUGCGCUCGCGACACCAUUGACCACGUUCAAGCGCAAUACGGCGUCCGUCGAAGAUCUCACGUUUGUGCCGCUUGACGCCUCGUCGUUCGCCACAGACGCCAGAGCUCUGGAUGGGUCGGGCAUCGGGUUGGCCGUUGCGACGGAGGAUGGGCUGCCGUACAUCGCAGAUGUACGGCCGGAGGGACCUGGCGUACGUGCCGAACUUGUGGGGCCGGAUUGUGAAGCUGUGCGCGCUGUUUGUGUCGUGCAAACACAGGAGCCGGAAGUGUGGACGGCAGCGGAUGAUGGCGCAGUUCGGCGUUAUCGGGUGAGGGGUGUGUAGGUCGACGACAUUGUACAGUGCGAAUCAGAAACAAAGAGUGUAUUCUAGUCGGUGAAUGUUGUGCAUGUACGUUGUGUAUGCUUUCAGCGGUCUUCGUUGCCCGGCCGGCCUGCUACGCGCUCCGACCUGCCGGGGUCAGACGUAGAUGAGGGUUUUAUCUUUGGACCUUGUCGGCGCGAUUUGCUGUCGUAUGAUCUAGCAUUGAGAGGGUUGCAAGAAGUCUGUUUG